GCCGAGCCGGACCAUAGAGUCUUGGAGCUAGAGAAUCCCCCGGAGGGACCUGCGGACUAGAAAACACGCCCAGCUCGUCACCCCGCGGAGGAAGUUGGGGCGGGACCCCUGUGGUAGUUCCUGCGCGAAGAUGGUGGAGGAGGGGAGCAUCCGCGUGGUUCGCUGCGGUGGCAGCCAGCUGAACUUCAGGAGAGCGGUGUUCUCUGCAGAUUCUAAGUACAUCUUUUGUGUCUCUGGAGACUUUAUUAAAGUUUAUAGCACAGCAACAGAAGAGUGUGUCCACAUACUGCAUGGGCACAGAAACCUGGUGUCUGGAAUCCUCCUCAAUCCCAACAACCAUCUGCAGCUUUACUCGUGUUCCUUUGAUGGCACAAUUAAGCUGUGGGACUAUCUUGAUGGCAUUUUGAUAAAGACUUUCAUUGUUGGACCUAAACUUCAUGCCCUCUUUACUCAUUCCCAAGCUGAAGAUUCUGUCUUUGUUACAAUAAGUAAAGAAGAACCAGACAUAUUUCAGCUGGUGUCAGUGAAACUGCCUAAAUCAUCACACCAGGAAGUAGAGGCUAAAGAACUCUCCUUUGUUUUGGAUUAUGUAAACCAUUCACCCAAGUGCAUUGCCUUUGGAAAUGAGGGAGAAUAUGUGGCUGCAGUGCGGGACUUUUACUUGUCUGUGUAUUUUUUCAAAAGGAAAAAAACAGCAAAUUUUACUUUACCAUCAACCAAAAAUAAGAAGAAUGCUAAGAACACGUUCACAUGUGUAGUGUGCCACCCAAAAGAAGACUGCAUUGCAUCUGGUCACAUGGAUGGCAAAAUCCGUCUCUGGAGGAAUUUUCACGAUGACAGGAAGUACACGUACACAUGCUUACAUUGGCACCAUGACAUGGUUAUGGAUUUGGCUUUUUCAGUGACAGGCACCAGUCUGCUGAGUGGCGGGCGUGAGUGCGUCCUGGUGGAGUGGCGAGAUGGGACAGAAAAGAACAAGGAGUUUCUCCCUCGGUUAGGGUCCACUAUUGAACAUAUCUCCGUCUCACCGGCAGGAGAUUUGUUCUGCACCUCUCACUCUGAUAACAAGAUAACAGUUAUUCACCGAAACCUUGAUGCAUCAGCAGUAAUUCAAGGCCUAGUAAAAGAUAGGAGUAUAUCUACUGGUUUGAUGGUUGACCCAAGAACAAAAGCUUUAGUUUUGAAUGGAAAGCCCGGUCACCUGCAAUUUUAUUCUCUCCAGAGUGAUAAGCAGUUAUAUAAUUUAGAUAUUAUACAGCAAGAAUAUAUCAAUGAUGAUGGUCUGAUCCAAAUUGAACUAACAAAGGCUGCCUUUGGCUGCUCUGGUAAUUGGCUUGCAACCGUGGAACAACGACAAGAAAAUGAAACUGAACUUGAACUGCAAAUGAAACUGUGGACCUAUAACAAGAAAACACAAGGGUUUGUUCUGAACACAAAGAUUACCAUGCCACAUGAUGACCACAUCACAGCUCUCUGCUUCAGUAAUGUGGAAAACUAUGGAAAACCCACAUUGGUCACAGCUAGCAAAGAUGGUCACUUCAAAGUUUGGAUAUUAACAGAUGAUUCUGACAUAUAUAAAAAAGCUGUUGGCUGGACUUGUGACUUUGUGGGUAGUUAUCACAAGUAUCAAGCAACUAACUGCUGUUUCUCUGAAGAUGGCUCUUUACUAGCAGUUAGUUUUGAGGAAAUAGUUACAAUAUGGGAUUCAGAAACAUGGGAACUUAAAUGUACAUUUUGCCAGCGAGCUGGAAAAAUAAGGCAUCUUUGCUUUGGAAGAUUGACAUGUUCUAAGUACCUUCUCGGCACCACUGAAAACGGCAUUCUUUGCUGUUGGAAUUUGCUCAGCUGUUCAUUGGAGUGGAGUGCAAAAUUAAAUGUUAGUGUUAUGGAACCUGAUCCUAAUUCAGAGAAUGUCGCUGCAGUGUCUCAGUCUCCUGUAGGUUCAGAUUUGUUUGUAUUUAAACCUAGCGAGCCAAGGCCACUGUACAUUCAGAAGAAUCUCUCCAGAGAGGAAGUCCAGUGGGGAGUGUUUGUUCCACGAGACAUCCCUGAGUCUUUCACCUCAGAAGCCCUCCAGUGGCUGAACAGAUCGCAGUUUUACUUCCUGACAGAAUCACAGUGUUUAUUAACAUUCAGCACAAAGUCUCCAGAGGAGAAACUCACACCAACAAGCAAGCAGCUGCUGGCAGAAGAAAGUCUACCUACAACCCCAUUUUAUUUCAUACUGGGAAAACACAGGAAACAGCCAGAUGAAAAGUUAAAUGAAACUUUAGAGAAGGAACUAGUACAGCUCCCCUUAACAGAGAACAUACCGGCAAUUAAUGAGCUUCUUCACACCCCAGCCCACGUACUGCCAUCUGCUUCUUUCCUGUGCUCCAUGUUUGUAAAUUCACUGUUGCUGUCUAAACACACUAACAGUGCUGAAGAAAUGCCUGAUGAUAUAGAUAUGGAUGAAGAAAAAGAAAGUGAUGAUUCAGAUGAAGAAAAUGAUUUUACUGAAAAGGCCCAGGAGACAAAUACCACAGAUUUGGGAGAAGACAUUAUACAUCAGCUGUCAAAAUCUGAAGAGAGAGAACUGAGAAGGUUCAGAAAAGUAGACUACAGCUGGAUAGCUAUGCUGUAGGCCUUGGGGAUGGGGUGGGGUGGAGUUGUAAUUAGUGUUUUAUUGUAUAUUGAUACUCUAAAAACAUAUUUUUAAAAAGUUAUUUCUACUAAAGUAAAAUACUAAAGGUCUUGUCUGUUUA
Molecule: messenger RNA, 2744 nt
Organism: Nannospalax galili (Upper Galilee mountains blind mole rat)
Lineage: Eukaryota; Metazoa; Chordata; Mammalia; Rodentia; Spalacidae
Gene: Wdr75
Product: WD repeat domain 75
Exons: 21
Coding region: 131-2623 (830 amino acids)
Biological process (GO): positive regulation of rRNA processing; positive regulation of transcription by RNA polymerase I
Cellular component (GO): nucleolus
Molecular function (GO): protein binding; RNA binding
Source: RefSeq, a predicted model, not a curated record